AUGGAACUAAUAUCAAACUUUAAUAGAGCAAUUAAACACCUCCAGGGAUCUUAUAGCAACUAUAACACUAUCGAGAUGACUGCAGAUGGAUCUACUGCUACAGAAAUGACAAUGGAGUUUUACCGUAAGGCUCUGAAUUUCAAUGUUAUUGGACGCUAUGACCCAAAGAUUAAACAACUAUUAUUCCAUACACCUCAUGCUUCACUAUACAAAUGGGAAUUCGGUAAAGAUGAAUGGACCAAAUUGGAAUGCCAGGGUGUAUUAGCUAUCUACCUUCGAGACAUUUCCAAACCUGGUGAAAUGUUACCAGAUGCUGAGAAUCAAGACCAGAGUAUUACUGCAUUAGCAUCUCAAUCCAACGUUGAAGGUGGUGUAAGUGGACAUGUGUUAACGGGACGUGAUAUUUACAACUACGGGUUGAUUAUACUUAAUAGAAUAAAUCCUGAUAAUUUCUCUAUGGGGAUUGUGCCCAACAGCGUUGUUAAUAAAAGGAAAGUAUUUGAAGCACCUGAAAAUAUGCAAAAUCCUUUAGACUGUAUGGGGGUUGAAGUUAAAGAUGAAUUGGUUAUCAUUAAAAAUUUAAAACAUGAAGUGUAUGGUAUUUGGAUCCAUACGGCGGCUGAUAGGCAAAACAUUUACGAAUUGAUUAAAUACUUGUUGGAAAACGAUCCAAAGGAUUCGUUUGCCUAA
Molecule: messenger RNA, 690 nt
Organism: Zygosaccharomyces rouxii
Lineage: Eukaryota; Fungi; Ascomycota; Saccharomycetes; Saccharomycetales; Saccharomycetaceae
Gene: DCP1
Product: Dcp1p
Exons: 1
Coding region: 1-690 (229 amino acids)
Biological process (GO): deadenylation-independent decapping of nuclear-transcribed mRNA; deadenylation-dependent decapping of nuclear-transcribed mRNA; positive regulation of catalytic activity
Cellular component (GO): P-body
Molecular function (GO): mRNA binding; enzyme activator activity
Source: RefSeq, a predicted model, not a curated record